AGCCCCGGGGGCGGGAGCUCCAGCCUUUUUCUCUUUCGCUCGCUCUCUCCCCUCCACCCCCUCCCCUCCUCCUCUUUCUCCAAAUGGAGAGAGUUCUUUUUUUUCUUCUUCCAUCUCAUCUAUUGAAUCAAGGAGCUGCUGCGGCCGCUGCCCGCUGCACACACACAGAGCGGAGUCCCCAGGUCCCGGGAGCCAGAGAGGCGCGUUGCACGGGGGCAGAAUGGUCCAGCCAGUCGGCAGAGAGCACAAAAAAGCAGAGUCCAGGACCGAGCAGCCAGCGAGAACCCAGCAGCCAGAGCCCGAGCAGCCCGAGCAGCAGUUUCAGGAGCCGCCACCGCCAGCGGCGGCGGCGGCAGCCCCAGCCCGGCAGCGCUGAGACACGCCGGCUGCCCCGGGACCCCGCGGCGGCGGCGGCUCCGCGCCUGUUCUCCGCGGCCACUGCAGCCACACGGGAGGCGCCCGAGGGGCCAGCGAGGCCGGUUGGUGCAGCGGGGAGCUGCCGGCGCUUUCUGCUGUGAAGGGGUCGCGGCGUGGGGCGCGGGGCGGGUAGGGGGAGCUGGGGACCGCGAGGACCGCCGACCGACAGGCUUGCACCGCGGGCCGGCUUUCGCCCUCCCGCGAACUGGAUGUGGGCAGCGGCGGCCGCAGAGACCUCGGGACCCCCGCGCAAUGUGGCAAUGGAAGGCGCAGGGUCUGAGUCCCCGGCAGUGGCCGUGGCUGCAGCGGCAGCGGCGCCCGCCGUGUGAGCAGCAGGAGCGGCAGCAGCGGCAGGUCUGUCAGCCGGAGCCCGAGCCCGAGCAGCCGGCGGCCAGCAGCUUCCUCGCGAGCCGAGCGCCCGGGCGUGCCGGGAGCCCGCAGCGGCCGCAGCAGCGCGCGGGGCCGCCCGGGAAGGCUCGGUUCUCCCGGCGGCGGCGGCAACAUGGCCUCGGCUAGGAACGCCGCGGAGUCUCAGGACCCCGGCGGCAGCUGCGGUGGGGCCCCGGGUCGGCCGGCCGGCGGCGGCGGGAGGCGCAGACGGAUCGGGGGCUUGCGCCGCAUCGCCGCGCCGGACCGGGACUAUCUGCACCGGCCCAGCUAUUGCGACGCCGCCUUUGCUCUGGAGCAGAUUUCCAAGGGGAAGGCUACUGGCCGGAAAGCGCCGCUGUGGCUGCGAGCGAAGUUUCAGAGACUCUUAUUUAAACUGGGUUGUUACAUUCAAAAAAACUGCGGCAAGUUCUUGGUUGUGGGCCUCCUCAUAUUUGGGGCCUUCGCUGUGGGAUUAAAGGCAGCUAAUCUCGAGACCAACGUGGAAGAGCUGUGGGUGGAAGUUGGUGGUCGAGUAAGUCGUGAAUUGAAUUAUACUCGCCAGAAGAUUGGAGAAGAGGCAAUGUUCAAUCCUCAACUCAUGAUUCAAACCCCAAAAGAAGAAGGUGCUAACGUCCUGACCACAGAAGCACUUCGACAGCACUUGGACUCAGCACUGCAGGCCAGCCGAGUCCAUGUGUAUAUGUACAACAGGCAAUGGAAAUUGGAGCAUUUGUGUUACAAAUCUGGAGAACUGAUCACAGAAACUGGCUAUAUGGAUCAGAUAAUAGAAUAUCUUUACCCUUGUUUAAUUAUUACACCUUUGGACUGCUUCUGGGAGGGGGCAAAGUUACAGUCUGGGACAGCAUACCUACUAGGUAAACCUCCUUUGCAGUGGACAAAUUUUGAUCCUUUGGAAUUCCUAGAAGAGUUAAAGAAAAUCAAUUAUCAAGUGGAUAGCUGGGAGGAAAUGCUGAGUAAGGCUGAAGUUGGUCAUGGUUACAUGGACCGGCCCUGUCUCAAUCCAGCCGAUCCAGAUUGUCCAGCUACAGCCCCCAACAAAAACACAACCAAACCUCUUGAUAUGGCCCUUGUUUUGAAUGGUGGAUGUCAUGGAUUAUCCAGAAAGUAUAUGCACUGGCAGGAGGAAUUGAUUAUAGGUGGCACAGUCAAGAACAGCACUGGGAAACUGGUCAGCGCCCAUGCUUUACAGACCAUGUUUCAGUUAAUGACCCCCAAGCAAAUGUACGAACACUUCAAGGGCUAUGAGUAUGUCUCUCACAUCAGCUGGAAUGAGGACAAAGCAGCUGCUAUCCUGGAAGCUUGGCAGAGAACUUAUGUAGAGAUGGUUCAUCAGAGUGUUCCCCAGAACUCCACUCAGAAGGUACUCUCCUUCACCACGACAACCCUGGAUGACAUCCUGAAGUCUUUCUCUGAUGUCAGCGUCAUUCGAGUGGCCAGUGGCUACUUACUUAUGCUUGCCUAUGCCUGUUUAACCAUGUUGCGCUGGGACUGCUCCAAGUCCCAGGGUGCCGUGGGGCUGGCUGGUGUCCUGUUGGUUGCACUGUCAGUGGCUGCAGGAUUGGGCCUGUGCUCAUUGAUCGGGAUUUCCUUUAAUGCUGCAACAACUCAGGUUUUGCCGUUUCUUGCUCUUGGUGUUGGUGUAGACGACGUUUUCCUCCUUGCCCAUGCAUUUAGUGAAACAGGACAGAAUAAAAGAAUUCCAUUUGAGGACAGGACCGGGGAGUGUCUUAAGCGCACCGGAGCCAGCGUAGCCCUCACGUCCAUUAGCAAUGUCACAGCCUUCUUUAUGGCAGCACUAAUCCCCAUCCCUGCUCUUCGGGCCUUCUCCCUUCAGGCUGCUGUUGUGGUAGUAUUCAACUUUGCUAUGGUUCUGCUCAUUUUCCCUGCAAUACUCAGCAUGGAUUUGUAUAGACGUGAGGACAGACGGCUGGAUAUUUUCUGCUGUUUUACAAGCCCCUGUGUCAACAGAGUGAUUCAGGUGGAGCCUCAGGCCUAUACAGAGACUCAAGACAACACCCGUUACAGUCCCCCACCUCCCUACAGCAGCCACAGCUUCACGCAUGAGACGCAGAUCACCAUGCAGUCCACCGUUCAACUGCGCACUGAGUAUGACCCCCACACACAUGUGUACUACACCACGGCUGAGCCUCGUUCUGAGAUAUCUGUGCAACCUGUCACCCUAACCCAAGAUACCCUCAGCUGCCAGAGCCCCGAGAGCACCAGCUCUACUCGGGACCUCCUAUCCCAGUUCUCAGAUGCCAGCCUCCACUGCCUGGAGCCUCCCUGUACCAAGUGGACACUCUCAUCUUUUGCUGAAAAGCACUAUGCUCCUUUCCUCUUAAAACCCAAAGCCAAGGUGGUGGUGAUCUUCCUUUUUCUGGGCUUGCUAGGCGUCAGCCUCUAUGGGACCACCCGAGUGCGUGAUGGACUGGACCUUACAGAUAUUGUGCCUAGGGAAACCAGAGAAUAUGACUUUAUUGCUGCACAGUUUAAAUACUUUUCUUUCUACAACAUGUAUAUAGUCACCCAGAAAGCAGACUACCCGAAUAUUCAGCACUUACUUUAUGACCUUCAUAAGAGUUUCAGUAAUGUGAAGUAUGUUAUGUUGGAAGAAAACAAACAGCUUCCUAAAAUGUGGCUGCACUACUUCAGAGAUUGGCUCCAAGGACUUCAGGAUGCAUUUGACAGUGACUGGGAAACUGGGAAAAUCAUGCCAAACAAUUACAAAAAUGGAUCCGAUGAUGGGGUCCUUGCCUACAAACUUCUGGUGCAGACCGGCAGCCGAGAUAAACCCAUUGAUAUCAGCCAGUUGACUAACCGGCGCCUGGUGGACGCAGAUGGCAUCAUUAAUCCCAGUGCUUUCUACAUCUAUCUGACCGCUUGGGUCAGCAAUGACCCUGUGGCUUAUGCUGCCUCCCAGGCCAACAUCCGGCCUCAUCGUCCUGAGUGGGUCCAUGACAAAGCUGACUACAUGCCAGAGACAAGACUGAGAAUCCCAGCAGCAGAACCCAUCGAAUACGCUCAGUUCCCUUUCUACCUCAAUGGUUUGCGUGACACCUCAGACUUUGUUGAAGCAAUCGAAAAAGUCCGAACCAUCUGCAACAACUACACAAGCCUGGGACUCUCCAGUUACCCAAAUGGCUACCCCUUCCUUUUCUGGGAGCAGUACAUUGGCCUUCGCCACUGGCUCCUGCUGUCCAUCAGCGUGGUGCUGGCCUGCACAUUCCUGGUCUGUGCUGUCUUCCUCCUGAACCCCUGGACUGCCGGGAUCAUUGUGACAGUCCUGGCACUGAUGACAGUCGAGCUUUUUGGCAUGAUGGGCCUUAUUGGAAUCAAACUGAGUGCAGUGCCUGUGGUCAUCUUGAUAGCAUCUGUUGGCAUAGGAGUGGAAUUCACUGUUCAUGUGGCUUUGGCCUUCCUAACAGCUAUUGGUGAUAAGAACCGCAGGGCUGUGCUUGCUCUGGAGCACAUGUUUGCACCUGUUCUGGAUGGCGCUGUUUCCACUCUGCUGGGAGUGUUGAUGCUGGCAGGAUCUGAGUUUGAUUUCAUUGUGAGAUAUUUCUUUGCUGUUUUGGCAAUCCUGACGAUCCUGGGUGUUCUCAAUGGACUGGUUUUACUUCCAGUCCUUUUAUCCUUCUUCGGACCGUAUCCCGAGGUGUCUCCAGCUAAUGGGCUAAACCGACUGCCCACUCCUUCCCCUGAGCCACUACCUAGUGUUGUCCGGUUUGCUGUGCCCCCUGGUCAUACAAACAAUGGGUCUGAUUCCUCUGACUCCGAGUACAGUUCUCAGACAACUGUUUCAGGCAUCAGCGAGGAGCUUCGGCACUACGAUACCCAGCAGAGUGCUAGGGGUCCUGCCCACCAAGUGAUCGUGGAAGCCACAGAAAAUCCCGUUUUUGCCCGUUCCACAGUGGUCCCUCCUGAAGUGAGACAUCACCCAACCUCAAACCCUCGACAGCAGCCCCAACUGGACUCAGGGUCCCUGCCACCUGGACGAACAGGCCAGCAGCCCUGGAGGGAACCUCCCAGAGAAGGCUUGCGGCCACCCCCCUAUAGACCGCGCAGAGACGCUUUUGAAAUUUCUACUGAAAGGCAUCCUGGCCCUAGCAACAGGGACCACACGGGCCCCCGGGGAGCUCGUUCUCACAACCCAAGGCACCCAGCAUUCACUGCCACGGGCAGCUCUGUGCCCGGCUACUGCCAGCCCAUCACCACGGUGACGGCCUCGGCAUCCGUGACUGUUGCUGUGCACCCCCCGCCUGCCCCCGGGCCCGGGCCUAGUCGGAAUCCCCGAGGGGGGCUCUGUCCAGGCUACGAGGACUACCCCAAGACUGACCACGGGCUGUUUGAGGACCCCCAUGUGCCCUUUAAUAUCCGACGUGAGAGGAGGGAUUCCAAGGUGGAAGUGAUAGAGCUGCAGGACGUGGAAUGUGAGGAGAGGCCCCGGGGCAACAGCUCCAACUAAGGGUGAGUAAAAUCUGAAGCAAAGAGGCCAAAGAUUGGAAGCCCCCAUCCCCCACCCCCCACCUUUUUCCGGAACUGCUUGAGAACUGCUGGGCGUUACCGAGAUGUGCUGCUUGGAAGAGCAGUUCAUUGUUACUGUAACCAAUUGUAUUAUUUUGUGAAAUAUUUCUAUAAGUAUUUAAGAGGUGUACACAUGUAAUAUAAAAGGAAUGGAUGUAAAGUAGUGUGAUCUGGGUUUCUCCACUCCUAACGUUGAGCAAGGAGUGAGUGGAGGGAUGACCGCAGUGGGUCCCCUCCCUAUUUGUACAUUGGUCUUUGUGCCACAACCAAGCUUAACUUACUCUUAAAUUCCAGCAUAUGUUGCUGCUGCUUAAGUAUUGUAUAAUUUACCUGUAUAAUUCUAUGCAAAUAUUGCUUAUGUAAUAGGAUUAUUUUGUAAAGGUUCCUGUUUAAAAUAUUUUUAAAGUUGCAUAUCACAACCCUGUGGUAGUAUGAAAUGUUACUGUUAACUUGCAAACACGCUAUGCGUGGUAAUUUUUUGUUGUUUAAUGAGCAGAUAUGAAGAAAGCACGUUAAUCUCAGUGGCUUCUGUAGGUGUAGUUGGAUGUGAUUCUCCUGUCUGGCUGUUUGUGAACACGUGUGUGAUUUCCCAAUGUACUGUACUGUACUGUGAUUUGUUCGUUUGUGUCUUUGUAUCUUCUCCCUGUCUGUAACCCAGAGUGGACUCUGACCUAGUUGGGCUAGGAGAGUCAGGAUACCUUUAUUGUUUCAGUAAAGGGCUAGCUCUAAACAUCGCCUCAUCCUUUUGCCAGACUUGCUUCAAGUCCAGGGCAUUUUCUUAAAACCACCCACUGCCAUCCAGAUACCCCAGUUUGUGCCUUAGAGAAGAUAAAUUCCUUUGUGGAUCAUUGUGGUGGACAUUGGAACCUCAGGGUAUAUGCUCACAUCUGUUUAUCUUUGUGGGUAUUAAACAAUUAAGAGCCUCAACUGGGUCCUGAGCAGCCUUCAUUUACCUCUCUCAUUACCAGCGUGCACAUACGCAUGCACGCACGCACGCACACACGCAUGCUCAACACCAAUCAAACUUUAAGAGUGGAUGGAAAAUCUUUUUGGGAGAAAAUGAUCCUGCUACAGGUAUAAACGCCUGUUAAAUUCUGGGCCCACAAUAAACCCAGAGGUGAUACUUUGAGUCCCUACACUUUAAACUUCCUCUCUUCCUAAACUGCAUAAUUAGCUGGGGCAUUUUGGGUCUGGUUUUUGGUUUCUUUUUUUCUUUGUCUUUUCAAAUAAAUAGUGCAUAUCCAAUAGGGUGGCAUGUAGUCAGAAGUUCCAUAGGAUGUGAGCUUCAGAAGGAUCCUUGUCAGUAUGCUAAUAUUUACGUGGGUGAACCCUUCUCCCACCAUUCUUUUUGUCCUUUAAUCAAUUCUUCUAUCUUGCUCUGAGGUUUGGUCUUCCUCCCCUCUUAGCCAGAGACCAGCUAAUGUCAGGGAAGCACUUGGUACCUGGACUAAGCUACUGUAGGAGUGUACAAAUGGCAGCCCCAUUGUGCCCUUCUGUUUUAUGUGGAAAAUUCUUUAAAGGCCACAGGUCCCUAGCAGUACCAGCAGCAUAGUGACCUCAGAUCCUAAAACUCACCACAAGAAACUGUAAGACUCUAAUUGAAAACCACCUGUGGCUGCCAGGUGUGUAUGUGAAUAUGCCAUGGGCUCUAAAUGGACCCCCGCUGCUACUGUUUGGUGCCUCUUGUCAGCCAGACUGUCUACCUAGCAUCCAGCUCUGCUCUGAAAACUUACUGUCCUGCAUUCAGGAAAAAGAUGAUGCAAAAUUCUGACAUGUGCCUCCCUCUGGCUCUCGGCAUUGCCUUUGCUCCUUUCCUGAGCCCAGUGUGUGUGGUGCAUGACAGUGUGUAUGGCCUUUGCUUUCUGCAUAGCAUAGACCUUUCUCCAGUAGUCACAUUGGCAAAGGGAGAACUCGGGGGCUGGCAGGCAACUAGAAAUGCUCUUCUUAGUUUUUAUUUUGUCUGUCUUGUUUGUUUAUUUGGAUGUUUUAAUUUUUUAAAAGAAUCUUGGCUGAUAUUUAUAAUUUUGUAUCAUAAGAAUUUUUCCUACAGUAUUUGUCAUGCCAGUUUAUAACAAAUUGCAGGGAUUUUAUUUCUAUUGGAAACACUAUUACAGUUAUGUUUUCCUUUUGAACAGAAUUUUUAUUUGUAUAGAGUGCUUACUAAUGUUAAAUAGUUCAGAGUAUAUAACAUUUUCAUUAAGGACUCAUGAUAGGUUUUAGUUUAAGGAGUUUAAAAGAAAUAAAUAUUCAAACUGGGUCUCAUUGGCUGCCAGUUUUGGCAGAAAUGGGUUUGUGUCAUUUCAAUUACAAAGAUAAAAGUAUGCCAUAUAAUUUAUUUAUAUGAAAAUUUAUUUUUGUAGUGUACAUAGUAGUCAUCAAGUCUUUUGACAGAAGUAUAUUUUUAAAGAAUUUAUAUGUGAUGAAUCCAUAAUGUCUGGAACUUUGCUGAGACAUGAGUGGGGCACACUUUUCAUUGUAAAAUACAGCAAGGAAAAGAAAAUGUUUGAACAGUGUUAAGAGAGUGAGAUUGAGUGAAGAUUCUUACAAUUGUGAAAUGUAUUAGUUACCAUUUGUGACCUAGCAUGGUUCUCAUUGUAAACCUUGGAAGGCAAAAAUGUACAAACUCUCUAAAUAUUAAUGUUCAAACACUGAUAGAAAAAUUCUAACAUGAAUAAAAAAUAAUAUAACUUGUUGGUUA
Erinaceus europaeus (western European hedgehog) is the source of this 8029-nucleotide messenger RNA. It is a transcript of the gene PTCH1, whose product is annotated as patched 1. Gene Ontology annotation, cellular component: plasma membrane. The transcript is spliced from 24 exons. The record is from RefSeq and is a predicted model, not a curated record. Gene Ontology annotation, molecular function: hedgehog family protein binding; smoothened binding; hedgehog receptor activity. NCBI's taxonomy places the organism in Eukaryota, Metazoa, Chordata, Mammalia, Eulipotyphla, Erinaceidae. Gene Ontology annotation, biological process: smoothened signaling pathway. The coding region runs from base 920 to 5272 and encodes 1450 amino acids.